GACAAAGUAAUUAACGGGGGGCAAAAUGAAAUUUUUGCUAAACUUACCCUUCACCGAAAGAGAAACGCGGGGAACUUCAAUUUUAAGUCGGUUCUAAUUAAGAGCGAGGUAACGUCUCCGUCUCAGAAAUCGAUCGACACAGCAGUUCAUCUACCACGGGGACGAUCGUGCCGAAAGGCUCAUGCUCUUACUAUAUAUAUCUAGUAAAGCGAGACGUCGAUAAAGGGCAGCCUACAUCCAGCUCCUCAGAUGGCAGCGGGAAAGCUGGUGUUCGCCGUCAACGGGGAGCGGUUCGAGGUCACCGAGGUGGAUCCUUCCACCACCUUAUUGGAGUUCUUGAGGACUCGCUCCCGGUUUACGGGUCCUAAGCUCGGAUGCGGAGAGGGUGGAUGCGGUGCUUGUGUUGUUUUUCUUUCUAAAUAUGAUCCAGUUAGUGGCCAAGUGAAUGGAUCCAGUGUUAGUUCAUGCCUUACCUUACUUUGCAACAUAAAUUUAUGCUCUGUUACUACCACUGAGGGGCUUGGAAAUAGCAAGGAUGGUUUCCAUUCAAUUCAUCAAAGAUUCGCAGGAUUCCAUGCAUCCCAAUGUGGCUUUUGCACUCCUGGAAUGUGCAUGUCACUCUUUUCUGCCCUUAACAAUGCAGACAAUACCAAUAGGCCUGAGCCUCCCAGAGGGUUCUCAAAGAUCAAAAAAUAUGAGGCUGAGAAGGCUAUUUCUGGCAAUCUUUGUCGAUGUACUGGAUUUAGGCCAAUUGCAGAUGUCUGCAAGAGCUUUGCAGCCGAUGUUGAUUUGGAGGAUUUGGGUUUUAAUAUAUUUUGGGAAAAGCCAGAAGAUGCAAAUGUGGAAAGAUUACCUCCUUACAAUCAACACAAAGUCUGCACUUUUCCUGAAUUCUUGAAGUGUGAGAUCAAUUCUUCCAUGAAUACCUUGAAGAGUUUCAAGGAUAAUGGUGCACCAGAAUGCCACUGGUAUCGACCUGCUAGCUUUGAGGAGCUUUAUGAACUUCUGAAUUCCAGUGAAUUCAUUGAAAGUCAUGUUAAAAUGGUUGUGGGUAACACAAUGUCUGGUGUUUACAAGGAAAUUAACCUAUAUGAUAAGUAUAUUAGUCUAACAGGAAUACCAGAACUCUCGAUCAUUGAAAGGAAUAACAAAGGGUUUACAUUUGGAGCCGCUGUGACAAUAUCUAAAGCUAUUGAAGUGUUGAAAGAAAGGGAUGGAAAUGUACUAAAUUCAGAUGGAGAAUUGGUCUUUGGUAAAAUUGCUGAACAUAUGGAUAAAGUGGCUACACCAUUUGUUAGAAAUAUGGCUAGCUUGGGUGGGAAUCUAAUUAUGGCUCAAAGAUACCAGUUUCCUUCAGAUAUUGCUACAAUACUGCUUGCUGCUGGAUCAACUGUUUGUCUUCAGAUGGCUUCAGAAAGGCUAAUUCUUUCACUUGAGGAAUUUUUGGAGGGGCCUCCAUAUGAUGAUAGAACCAUACUUAUAAGCAUACAUAUUCCUUAUUGGAGUUCAGCAAGUAUCUCAUCAUCUGGAACUAGCAAAUACAAUAUUAUAUUUGAAACAUACAGAGCAGCUCCACGUCCUCUUGGGAAUGCCGUGUCUUAUCUAAAUUCUGCUUUCUUGGCUCAUGUUGCUUCUGAUAAGUCCUCUGGGGAUAUUGUUUUACUGAAACUACACUUGGCUUUUGGUGCUUAUGGCACUGAACAUGCCAUCAGAGCUAGGAAAGUUGAAAAUUUUUUGGUUGGUAAAAUUCUCACGGUCUCUGUGCUAAUUGAAGCCAUUAAAUUACUGAAGGAGAUUAUCAUACCUAAAGAAGGCACGUCUCAUCCAAGAUACAGAACAAGUUUGGCUGUUGCUUUUCUAUUCAAGUUUUUUCAACCACUAGCAAAAGACUUGGCUCAGGUUGAGAAGAAUAAUUUUCACAUUCCGGGUGUCAUAUUGUCUUCAAAGCAAUUAGUUGAGUUUAGCACAGAAUACUUUCCUGUUGGCAAACCUAUCAAAAAAGUUGCAGCUGAAAUUCAAGCCUCUGGUGAAGCACUGUAUGUUGAUGACAUUCCUUCUUCAAAAGAUUGCCUUUAUGGUGCAUUUAUUUAUAGCACCAGACCUUUUGCUCAUAUAAAGGGCAUUACAUUCAACUCUUCUCUGGUAUCUCGUAAGGUCGUUGCUUAUAUUAGCAUCAAUGAUAUCCCAGAAGGAGGCAAAAAUGUCGGAUCUGGCUAUACAUUUGGAGACGAACCAUUAUUUGCUGAUUCUUUGACUGAAUAUUCUGGUCAAUGUCUUGGAAUUGUGGUUGCAGAAACACAGAGAUAUGCCAACAUGGCUGCAAAACAAGCAGUUGUACAUUAUUCCACUGAAGGCUUGGAACCUCCAAUUCUCUCUGUUGAAGAUGCUGUCAGAAGGUCAAGUUUCUUUGAUAUCCCUCCAUCUCUGUAUCCUGCAAAAGUAGGAGAUCUGGCCAAAGGAAUGGAUGAAGCUGAUCACAAGAUUCUCUCAGCUGAGGUUAAACUUGAAUCUGAGCAUUACUUUUAUAUGGAAACACAAGCAGCCUUUGCCAUACCUGAUGAAGAUAAUUGUAUAGUGGUUUACAGUUCUAAUCAAUACCCUGAGGGUACCCAGUUUGUUAUUGCAAGAUGCCUUGGAAUACCACAACAUAAUGUCCGUGUGAUUACAAGAAGAGUUGGAGGAGGUUUUGGUGGGAAAGCCUUUCGAUCAAGUCCUAUUGCAACAGCAUGUGCUCUCACAGCCUUUAAACUGCAACGUCCAAUAAAGAUGUACCUUGAUCGUAACACAGAUAUGGUAAUGGUAGGAGGAAGGCAUCCAAUGAAAAUAACCUAUUCUGUGGGUUUUAAAUCCGAUGGGAAGAUUACGGCCUUGUACUUGAAUAUAUUGAUAAAUGCAGGCAUAUCAGAGGAUUGUAGUCCACUUAUUCCAGGUCCCGUUAUAACUUGUUUAGAAAAAUACAACUGGGGUGCUCUCGCUUUUGAUAUUAAAGUAUGCAAGACGAAUCUUACAAGUAAAUCAUCGAUGCGAGCACCUGGGUAUCUUCAGGGAUCCUACAUUGCCGAAGCUAUUAUUGAGCGCGUAGCAUCUUUCCUGUCCUUGGAUGUUGAUGUUGUGAAAAAAAGAAAUAUGCAUACAUAUGAAAGCCUUAAGUUGUUUUAUGGAAGCAUCAGUGGAGAAGCUCCGGAAUAUACUUUACCUGCUAUAGUUGAUGAGUUGUUUACAUCUGCAAGCUACUUCAAUCGUCUUGAAAUGGUAUUGCAUUUCAAUAAUUGCAACAAAUGGAGAAAACGAGGGAUUUCCUGGGUACCAAUUGUAUACGAUGUUCAACCAAAUCCAACACCGGGGAAAGUUUCUAUUCUAAACGAUGGUUCAAUUGUUGUUGAAGUUGGAGGAAUUGAAAUAGGCCAGGGACUGUGGACAAAGGUGAAGCAAAUGACAGCAUUUGGUCUCGAACAGCUAUGGGAUGAAGGGAGAAAAGAUCUUUUGGAUAGAGUUAGAAUCAUUCAAGCAGAUACUCUGAGUUUGGUUCAGGGCGGUCCAACUGCUGGAAGCAGCAAAUCUGAAGCAAGUUGCGAAGCAGUUCGUCUAGCAUGCUCUAUUCUAGUAAGCAGAUUAAAGCCUCUUAAGCAAAGAUUAGAAGAACAAAUGGGAUCAAUUUCAUGGGACACCCUCAUUACCCAGGCAAAUUUGCAAUAUGUGAACUUGUCGGCGAGUACAUUUUGGGUUGCUGACAAUACUUCAACAUAUCUUAAUUAUGGGGCUGCUAUAAGUGAGGUUGAAAUUGAUGUUCUCACUGGAGCUACUACCAUAUUGAGAGCAGACCUUACAUAUGACUGUGGACAGAGCUUGAGUCCUGCUGUGGAUCUAGGACAGAUUGAAGGAUCUUUUGUUCAAGGAAUUGGAUUUUUUGUGGAUGAGAAACUCGAGGAAAACUCAGAUGGAUUGGUGAUUUCUGAUGGUACUUGGACAUACAAGAUCCCUUCUAUCGACACCAUCCCAAAGAAUUUUAAUAUUAGAGUAAUGAACAGUGGGCAUCACAAGGACCGAGUCCUCUCCUCGAAGGCUUCUGGGGAACCACCUUUGCUUCUAGCUGCUUCAGUUCACUCCGCCAUACGGAAAGCAAUACGAGCUGCCCGGGCUGAUUUCUCCUCAACUGACCCUAACGAUAGCUCUGUUUCUUCAUUCCAGUUUGAUCCUCCUGCAAUCAUGCCACUGGUAAAAGAGCUCUGUGGCCUAGACACCGUGGAGAAAUACUUGGAAGCUCAUGGAGAAGUAUAAGAUAGCGUUUGUGCCAAUAAAUGAAUGAAUGAAUGCAUAUUUAAAUAUGAAAUGGUAUGCAAGAGGAGAUGAUUUUCCUGGUACAGUUUAUUUGGCAUGUGAUAUUUAACUAAGAAAUGAUGUGUUAGUAACUUGUUGCUCGUCUUGUGCACUGAAAUAGAUUGAUGAACAUUAUGGAUGUUCAAAUCCUUUUUAGCA
This is a messenger RNA of Zingiber officinale, 4476 nucleotides long. Its product is annotated as indole-3-acetaldehyde oxidase-like. Gene Ontology annotation, molecular function: 2 iron, 2 sulfur cluster binding; FAD binding; iron ion binding. Lineage: Eukaryota; Viridiplantae; Streptophyta; Magnoliopsida; Zingiberales; Zingiberaceae. Bases 250 to 4278 code for a protein of 1342 amino acids. The transcript has 10 exons. The record is from RefSeq and is a predicted model, not a curated record.